UCCCGCAGCGACUCGGCCGCAGGAUCAGCUGGGCGAACGGAGGCUUCGCUCGCAAAGUCUGUCUGGUCUUUUCUUGUGUUCGUUAGUGAGUGACAAUGUCUGCGACCGGGGAGAAAGUGGUGGACACGGCCGAGGAAGUGGCCGAAGACGUGGGUCAUGCUUAUGGUUCUUGGUUUAAGAGUUACAUGAAGAUCUUUGGGCGGAGGGCGUUGGAAUGGUUCCUUGUUUACAUGUUUGGUUACUACAACGUGAGCUUCGGAUGGCUGAUGGCGCCGCUAUUUUUCCUUGUCCUGCGAGACAAGAGAGCCAAGGAGAAGAAGAUCAAGUUCGACAUCAUCCGAUCCAUAGCCAACGCUGACGAGAAGGAUAUUAUCCAAGAAAUCCAACGCUUCUCCAACCUCCCGUCGUGGGUGACCUUCCCAGACAUGGAGCGUGUGGAGUGGCUUAACAAGAUCAUCAGACAACUGUGGCCCUAUGCUGGUCAGUAUGUAAAGGACCUGUGCAAGUACUCCAUCGAACCCAGCAUGCGCACAGCUCUUGAGGAAUACAAGCUGAAUGGUUUCCAAUUCGAGAAGAUCAUUCUGGGAGACACUCCACCUCGAUUCUCAGGGGUCAAGGUCUAUGAUGACACGUCACGUCACGAAAUCAUCAUGGACAUGGACUUUGCAUAUGCUGGAGACUGCAAGUUUGAAGUGAGUGUGUCAAAGUUCAAGAUGGGCAUCAAAGACUUACAGAUAUCUGGACGGCUCCGUAUCAUGAUGAAACCGCUGGUGAGGCAAAUCCCUCUUGUGGGUGGUCUUCAGGUCUUCUUCCUCAAUAAUCCCGAUGUGGACUUCAACCUCAUUGGACUUGCUGAUGUGUUUGACAUGCCUGGACUCAGUGACAUCCUGCGAAGCAUUGUGACAGAACAGAUUGGUCACAUGAUGGUGCUGCCAAAUAGAUACCCCAUACAACUCGUGGAAGACAUUGAUGUAGUUGAGCUCAAGUGCCCAGCCCCAGCUGGUGUGAUUCGUCUUAAUGUCAUCGAGGCCCAGAACUUGAUGAAGAAGGACAUUGGCAUCAUGGGCACGGGCAAGUCUGACCCUUACUGCAUCCUCCGUCUUGGUGCGCAGAAAUUCCAGACCAAGACGAUUAACAACACCGUCAAUCCUAAGUGGGACUUCUGCUGUGAGGCAUUAGCCAAUGUGAUUCGAAGGCAGCGGAUAUCAAUAGAGUGCUGGGACUAUGACUAUAGCCCACUGAAGUCGUAUGAGAAUGAUGAUUAUUUGGGCAGAGCCAAUUUGGAUGUUCAGGAAAUUUGGAAGAAUGGAGAAGUAGAUAUGUGGGUGCCGCUGUCUGAGGCCAAGUCAGGUCGCAUUCACAUCCGAGCCACUUGGUUAGAUCUCAGUGACACUGCUGAUUCUCUGCAACUGCAACUUGAGGAAAUCCGUGCUCUUCAGGUGACAACGAAGAACCCACUUCACAGUGCUGUGCUCAUGGUCUGGGUGGAUUCUGCCAAGAAACUCAAUCAAAUCCCAGAUCCAUUUGUGAGGCUCUAUGUUGGUAAUGAGAAGGGAGAGACGGCUGUACGGCAGCGAACCAAUGACCCAGUCUUUGAGGAGGGCUUCACCUUCCUUGUCCGUAACCCACGCACCCAGGAGCUGAAGCUUGAGGUCAUUGAUCAGAAGACCAACCAGAUCCAAGGUAAGGUGGAGCUAGACCUCAACGUCUUCUUGAAGGAGCGUAAAAUGGAAGUCAUUGGAGAAGACUACAGCCUUAGUGGGGCCUCAGGAGGUCUGUCGACAUUGAAACUGAACAUAACUUUGAGGAUCUUGAAGACUGCCCUCAAAACUGAUGAUGGAGAUGGUGGUCCUCAGGAAAAGGAUGUGUCUGUUCCAGCACCAGGAGGGGGCAUAGAGCCUCCCGCAGAGGUUACUUCUGUUGAAGAGGUGAUGUCCACAGCAGCUACUCCUCUGAUGCAGAUGUUCCCCUCAGCAACAUCCAGCGAAGAAUCAUCCAUCAGGCAGAGGACAACGCCUGCAAGCAAUGCUGGGAUACAUGGGCUUGGCCGUGUUCAGCUGACUGUCAAGUAUGGUCCAAGGAACAAUCUCAUCAUUGUUGUACAUCAGAUUGAGAAUUUGCCAAAGGAGGAGGAUGGAGAGCUGCCUGACCCCUACGUGAAGUUGUACCUCCUACCAGACCGCUCCAAAGACAGCAAGAGAAAAACUGAUGUCAUAAAGGACGACUGCAAUCCCAAGUAUGACGAACGUUUUGAGUAUCCUAUCCCGCCCAAUGAGCUGACACAGCGCACUCUUGAAGUUAAUGUCAUCAACAAGAAGGGACUGCUCUUCCUGCAACGAUCACCGAAGAUGGGUCAGGUCAGAUUGGACUGUGGCCUCCUUGACGCCAGCAAAAUGACUCAGUGGUAUGACCUUGCUCCAGCUGCGGACGAUGACGAGGAGUGAGGACGGCAAAGUGUGCUAGGCCGAGUCGGAAGUUGGCGAGGGAGCCUUCGCCGAAUUACUAAGCUGGCUGAUAUCGCUAAGACUAAAAAGAAAAAAAAAGUAUGAUUUUAAAGCUAGCUUUAAAUGCUUCUAUGGAUGUAUGAUUUUCUCGCAAAACUGAUAGUACUGGUAGCAUAUGUUUAGAUAGUGUUUUGAUUUGAUUAUUUUGAAACAUGGGAAUGGUGAGGCAAGAAUACAGGCUGAUGAACAGUUAAUUGCGAGACAAGGAAAAUGCAGAUAAUAACACACAAAGAAAAUUUUACCCAUGCAAUGCCUGGAAUGAGCAAACACACUUGGCCUGCACACUUGGUCGUACAAUAAUGUUUACUGAGGGUCACAUUGAUACCAGAAUCAAUGAAUAGCAGUGAAUUUGCUAUUUGGUAGAACAGCUUAUAGGCUACUAAUUAAUAUUCUGUUCUCUCUUCUGUAAAAUCCCUUUUUCUGCUUUCCUGCUGCUGAAGUUAUGGCACUUGACACAAAUAAUGAAAUUGUAACUUUCAUCCAUUUUCUUUACAAUGAGUUUUGAAAGUAGGUAAAUAUAAAUUGAUAUUAUGGAAGUCCUCAUUUUUUCUUUUAGGUAUCACCACAAAUUAGUUAAAAAUAAAAAUCAUAGUAAAUUUCAGUAUUGUGUGGCCUUAAGUAGUGUGUUCUUCAGUCCAGGGUUAUUUUUAUAUUUGCCUUAUAGAUAACAGCACAAAUAGGAGCUUUUACAAGUACUUGCAUUUUACUUUAGGUUAGUUUUUUUAUAGAAAAUUUUCCAAGCUUAUUUUUGUUAUUGUCAUUCAUAAAUUUCACCAUUCACUGUGCCCAUCAUUCAAAGAAAAGAAAAAAAGAUGGGUGCUCUUGCAUCUCUCACUCAUCUCCCUAGUAUAUAUUAUGGUUGUGUGUAGGACAUGGUAGACAGGAAGAGUGGAUUGAUAUCCCAUAGGCCUGUGCGUGUUCAUUCUUUAGUAAUCUCAUAGUUUUACCAUUUAGUUCAGAUUUGUGUGCCAAUUUGAUAGCCAACUCUGGCUGUUAUUUAAAUGUGUCCAGCAAUUAUUUUCUUUUUCACACAUUACUGUAACUUAAUGUUUGCCUGAUUUUUGGAGCUUUUGCUGAAAAAAGAAAAGGUGAAAACAGUUUAUUACGUAUUUGUUGCAGUAAAAAAAUUCUCAGGAACAAGAGAAGCAACAGCCUGCUGUGUAGAUGUAUAGUGAGAAUUAUUUAAAAAAACAACCUUACUUUCCUUAAAGUAAAAUGUAAGAAUGAGGAUAAGAUAAUUCUCAACAGAAAAGAAAGAAGAAUUUGGUUAACCACUUAAAUGGCAUCAUUCAUUCUUGAAUGGAAAAAUUUAACCUUGCUUGUGAUCUUUAAUUUUCAUUGAAGACAAAUUAAGAUAAUAAUACAAGGCUUAGAAAUGAUGCAAGGAUUGUCUUUUUAUUACCAACAAAUCAAGGUAUGAAACAUUAAAUGGACAGCUUAUAAAACUUCAGGUAAAUAGGAAUUACAAAGAAUACAGCUUAGGCAGCAGUAUAUUUAUAAUCUUUCAUACAUGAAUGGCGCUAAAUCUUGACUAAAUACGUUUCCCAGUAAUUUUUGGUUUGAUUUUUCAAGUGCACUGAUCACAUGGUUGAAGUCCUUAUUAUAAACCAUGUUGUAAUAUAUUUACAAACAAAGUUUUGUCACAUUUUGCUCUACAUCCCAUCCAGACAUUCAGAUUAUGUGAGUUGUUACAUUGUGUUUUGGGGCUUAGGUCAUGUAAUAACAUUUUUGAUUGUGACUUUUUGGGGAAGAAUUAUCUUUAAUAAUUGUUCACCUAAUACCAGUGUUUAGAGAACCUAAAAAGUAAAUGCUAACUAUUGAAUGGGAAUAUACAACCGACAUUGAUAGUCAUCCCAAAGGGUAUUGGUCAUUUCUUCCCUUCAUUUAUAAUAAAUGGUUUGUUAAAUUCAGUAGGGCAAUAGGGUUUCUUUCUAAUUGGUGCUAUAGUGUUUUAGUGAGAAAUUUUGCUGUUGAUCUUUUUCAAUGUUGAUAAUUGGUAGUAAAAUUAACAUAGAAAGACAAUGAACUACUUAUAAUAUGAUGUUACAUGCAUUAUAAAUUUGCCUUGCUAUAUUAAACGAAAAAUAAGACUGCCUUUAGUGUAUAGUUUGUGUACAGUAUAUUAAAUAUCUAUCUGUUAGAUUUAUGCAGCUUGUGAUGUUUAUGCUAAGAUCUGAAAGUGUAGUUGCUGUUUAAAAUUUCUGCAAAAUUUGGCCCUUUGUGGUAGGCUUCAUCAGAUUGGCAAGCACUUAAUAAUGACAGAUAUGUUUUUGUUCUUUCCCUCAUUAAUACAAUGUGUUGCAUUUGCAAAACACAUUUAAAAUAAUAGUGAUACAGAUCUUUUGAGUUCUUUAUCUCAUUGCAUAGCAUGCAAUCAAAAGUCAUAGGUUAUAUGAUAGAAAAAUCUGUACAGUUACAAGUAAAACAUAAUCUUGAAUGGUAUGCCUUAUUAAAAGUAGUGUUAUAUUAGAUAUUUUGUCCAAAAAGAGCUUGAUAAAAUGUAUUACCAAUCUAUGCUUGUAACUUGAGAGUAAAUCAGGAUGUGCUUCAGCUUACAUGCAAAUGUGUGUGGAUGUUUGUGAGUACACGUUUACAAAGGUGGUUGACUGUAUGUGUGUGUGUGCAUGCAGAUACAGAAAUAUAUGUUUGUAUAAGCUUUACUUGUGUUGUUUAUUUAUACAGACAUAUAUUUGUGAACAUCUUUCCUUUAUUUUGUAUUGUCAAAAGUUACAGAAAAUUGUACUUAAGAGGUUUAGGUUCAUAUCAUAUAUAUAUACCAAAAGAUUAUUCUUUUGCUUCCUUGAUUGUUAAAUGUUAGAUGGAUGAAAAAAAAAGAGAAAUAUAUUGUUUUCUGCAGUUAUUUGGUGCUAAAUACAGCCACCAAAAAUAAAGUUUUGUUGAAUUCAUUUUUUUUGAUUUGUGUGCUAUGUUGAAAUAUUUAAUUUUGGGUAAACCUGUUUUAUUUACAAAAAAACAAAAUCUACCACUGAGAAAAUACACAAAAUGAUGCUGAUUUCAGAAAAGGGGGGGGGGGAAAUAAAUAAAAAAUAGACUUUGGUUUAUUAUUGGUCCAAACACAUGGAUGAUCAUAAUUUCCCAGGAUGUUAUCAAGAAAAAAAAUUAUGGAUUAAUAAAAAAACACCAAUUAUUUUAUUUCCGUUUCAUUCAUAAGCCUAAUAUGAAUUUUCCGAUAUUGCACAUAUACUGUAAGCUGUAAACUAACGACAGUGUACCAAAAAGUUCUGCAACCUGAUGUGUCUAUUUUAACUACUUCUUUGUGAUAAUUGUCCUGGUGAAGGUUACUAUAGAUGGAUAAUAAAGCUUUUUCAAAUUUA
Molecule: messenger RNA, 5839 nt
Organism: Penaeus indicus
Lineage: Eukaryota; Metazoa; Arthropoda; Malacostraca; Decapoda; Penaeidae
Gene: Esyt2
Product: extended synaptotagmin-1-like
Exons: 19
Coding region: 96-2444 (782 amino acids)
Biological process (GO): lipid transport
Cellular component (GO): extrinsic component of cytoplasmic side of plasma membrane; endoplasmic reticulum membrane
Molecular function (GO): phosphatidylinositol binding; phosphatidylethanolamine binding; calcium ion binding
Source: RefSeq, a predicted model, not a curated record